This is a messenger RNA of Alternaria viburni, 804 nucleotides long. RefSeq lists its product as uncharacterized. The transcript has a single exon. Lineage: Eukaryota; Fungi; Ascomycota; Dothideomycetes; Pleosporales; Pleosporaceae. The record is from RefSeq and is a predicted model, not a curated record. Bases 1 to 804 code for a protein of 267 amino acids.
AUGGCAACUGAAAUGCCAUUGCACACAGUAUACGAUACUGCUACAAUACGAGCGGUCACUCAAGAAUGCCAGCAGGAAUUCCGAACUUGCGCUGAGGUUCCAGCGUUGACUGAAAAGCACUGGGCGGAGAACCGGCUGGCUGACUUCAAUCUUUGGGGUGCCUGGGUCGGCGCAAGCGCCGAGGAGCCGAAUUCGCUGGAGCUCCAUCUGUACCAUGAUUCAGAGGCUCAGAAGGUAGUCAUAAGCACUCUAAGCAUACUAAUAGCAUGGCUACGAAAGUGUAAAGAAGUGGCCGAAACUCAGCGAACGGGUAGCCAGCCGCCAGCCGCCGCCUCCGACUCGAAUGCGAUACCAACGCGAACGAAUACAAGCGACGGACACGAGACGCCCAUCGGUUUACAAGAAGCUAAAAAGAGCGUCGGAGAUAUACUUGCGGCCUUGAUAGAUUUGGGUAUCGCGAUUGGACACGAUGUAGGUGGCGUUCCGUCGCGGUUCACGGCGGCUGAUCGUGCUUUGGAGGAACAGGCAGAUGGAAGCCUUUACCUCGAGCUCACCGAGCACUUGAAGUUCGUGCUAAGCUCGGCAAAAAUUCCGCGUAUAGCGACAAGGUCGAACGAGGCCUUGAUGAGGAGGACUUCUUACCAAGAACUGGCCGUUCCGAAGAGCUGGGCCGUAGUGGGCGAUGUAUCGCAUGAACAACUGAUAUUAUUGAAGGCGAACAUCAAGAGGCACAACAGGUUCGUAUACGCUCAGAAGAGAGAAGUAAGUUUAAAAGUUCUCCAAGUACAAGCAGACACGUCGUAG